Molecule: messenger RNA, 2985 nt
Organism: Acanthopagrus latus (yellowfin seabream)
Lineage: Eukaryota; Metazoa; Chordata; Actinopteri; Spariformes; Sparidae
Product: E3 ubiquitin-protein ligase TRIM58-like
Exons: 9
Coding region: 134-1216 (360 amino acids)
Molecular function (GO): metal ion binding
Source: RefSeq, a predicted model, not a curated record
GUUGAGGCUUACCGAGCAAAAGUAGCCGAGAGUCCUCAAAGUAAAAUGGCGGCUGUGUUGUCCAACUGAAGACCACCAGGGUCAGAACCAGCAGGGAUAAACCCAGAGGGUCCAGGGGGGUCAGACCCGGGACAUGGAUUGCCAUCAUUUAAAGGCCAUGGCCCCAGGGAAGCGUGUCCUCACUCUCGCUGAUCAUAUCAGUCAGAUCACAAGUGCCGACAUGAAAUGGAACGCGCCACCAAGGAGUGUAGCUCCUAAUGACUCUUUGAAGAGUGAUUUGUCCAUGUUGGAGCCACCUGACUCUCAUCCUCAGAGGACACCAAGUGAACCGUUACGUGAAACUGACUCCACAGCUUCCACCGUCUCAAUGAAGAGUGAAUCAUCCAUGUUUGAGCCGCCCAGUUUUCAUCUUCAGAGGGCACAAAGUGAACCGUCAAGAGAAACUGACUCCACAGCUUCCACCGUCUCAGUGAAGAGUGAAUCAUCCAUGUUUGAGCCGCCCAGUUUUCAUCUUCAGAGGGGACAGAGUGAACCGUUACGUGAAACUGACUCCAGAGCUUCAAAUGUCUCGAUGAAGAGCGAUUCAUCCAUGUACGAGCCGCCCAGCUUUAAUCUUAAGAGGAAACAUGGUCAGCUGACUGAGGAGAUCUCCAGCUGUUCAGUGUGUGAGGAGGCUGUGAAGGAUCCAGUCCCUUUACUCUGUGGACACCAGUCCUGCAAACAGUGUGUCCCCUCAUUCUGGGACCAGUACAGUUCAACAGCGGUCUACCCCUGCAAGACGUGUGGAAGGAGGUUCAAAGGAGAACCUGAACACCAGACUCAUUCUGAGGACAACAAGAAGAACCUCAACCUGCCUUCAGCAUCACGACCGGCUCCACAAAACACAACUGGACCAGCUGGAAGAGAGAAGAGAGAUCAGGAUCUCCAGUCUGUUCUGCUGGAGAAGACGAUCAAGAGAGUAGAGAUGGAGACGGAGAAGUUACAGGCAGAAAAAGAAAAGUUACAGGCAGAAAAGGAGACGUUUCAGGCAGAAAAGGAGACGUUUCAGGCAGAAAAGGAGAAGUUUCAGGCAGAAAAGGAAAAAUCACAGGCAGAAAAGGAGAAGUUUGAACUUGAGAAAAGGAAACUCGCUUUAGAAAUCCAGUCAUUGGAGCAAAAGGGCAGCUACGACACAUAUCUUCCGUAUUCACUCCCGCGUACGUUAAACCUAGUUUGAACCUGCAAAAAUCAUGAGUUUUCACAUCGUCAGGAGACGAUGUUGCCUUUUUGUUUUUGUCGUUUUUCCUUGUGUGUCCUGUUCGUCAUCAUAAACACACCAGGAUCAAUAGAAAGCAGCAGAUGCACCCAGAGCAUGUGAGCGGAGCUGAGCGGCGAGAAUUUCCGCUCCCCGCUUAUGUGGCUGUUCGCUCCAUCACUCAAAGUUAUACCAGACAGCUCCGCUCAAAGACCGCUCUCCGCUCACCUAAAAUUUCAGUCAGCUCGGUGAAAUCGCUCCACACUCGCUCAAAUUUAAAAGAGGGAGGAACUCCUGACGUUUUCCACCGAAUUAGUCUGGGACACACGUACAGCGGCUCUGUAGCUGGAGAGAGCCUGUCGAUUGAAACCCUUUUCAGUUUGUAAAGAACAGUAGAUCGUUUUGGGCUGUCACCUUGUCCUCUUUCUGUGUUCCGUCUGUUUGAGCCAGUGGAUGUCCUUGUACUGCCAGCGGUAUCGGAACAGAACUGGAGCGAAACAGAACCAUCAGUCUGGCCUUUGGAUUAAAACCCGCUCCGGACUGCGCUCCACUCACAUGCCCUGGAUGCACCUCAUCAGUCCAGAAGAUGUUUCAAAUUAGUUUUUAACAUAAAACAAAACAAACUACACAAUAUUUCUGAAAUAGACGAAUGAUAUUUCUGGAGGUGAUAAUUGAACCUGCUAGCGAGACAUCUCACUUGUUUCUUAUGUUUGAGUUUCACAUGCAGAUAACGAAUCAGAUGCUGGAAUGCAGAGAAGCUGCUAAACAACAGUUACUCUCUUAAUGUCUUCACCUUCAGCCUCUUUUUCAAACAGCACUGACUGACGCUGUUGAAGUGCUGCUUAUAUGAAGACAGAUAUGAAAAUAUUAAUAUGUCGGCUGCCUUCAACUUUAACUAGCAUCAUAUCAUCAUGUUCAGCAUUGAUGGUGAGUUGAUGAGGAGUUCUGAGUCUUCUUUAAACAGUCUGUUGAUGUUUUAUGUUUUUAUGUUUUGUCUUGUGCGAAAGCUUUUUUAAUGAGUCCAAAAUCAUUUCUUUAAAUAUGUGAGUGUGUGUCUGAUGUGUGUGGUCGUCCAGAACAGGUCAAACACUCCUCUGUCCUGGUUCUGUUCUGACGGUCCUGUAAACUUUCUGUGGAUACUAAAGUCUGUCCUCACACAGCUGAUGAGCUCGGAUAGACAAGCCUGUAAUUAAUGUAACUCAGGUUUAUAAUCCGGUUAAUGACCAGGAAGUGUAAGUUGUAUUUAUGCUGGUGGCAGUGGUUCACCUGACGUUACGUUUACUGAUGUUAUGUUUACUGACGUUAUGUUUACUGACGUUAUGUGGAUGGAUAAUCAGGUGGAUGCUGUUUUUACCGACAUGUUAUCUGGAUGUUUGUUAUGUGAAGGAGAUGAUAACUUGUUGAGGCUUCACUCCACAAAUGUGUAUUUUAUAUCAUGAUUUAUAGAAUGAUGUCAUGUUGUUUUUAUUACCUUAAACAAACAAACGUACAGCUGCAACACAAAGAAACAUUCAGCUUUAACAUUUUUCAUAUUAAACAUUUGACUUGCACAAAUAAACUCUACUUGUACUUUACCUUUAACUUGAUAUAUUUUCAUGUAACCUCUUAAUACAGUUAUCCAGUUUACUGAUUUAUUUUGUUGACAUAUAUCUGAUUGCGUAUAUUAAAAGGAUCAUUUGGAUCAAAGGAUCAUACUACUGAUUGUCUAACAUUUACUUACUUUAACUUCAAUAAAAACAUUAUUAUAAAAA